GGAAGUAUGGCCACAGCUGCCUUACCAGAGAGCGGGUCUUCCCUUGCCUUGCGAGCCCUGGGUUGGGGCUCACUUUAUGCAUGGUGUGGGGUUGGUGUGAUCAGCUUCGCAGUCUGGAAGGCUUUAGGAGUUCACAGUAGACAGCGAGAAAGGGAACACAAGCAGGGGGAGUGGGAGAGGGCGAAGCAGGCUCCCCGCCGAGCAGGGAGUCCGAUGCGGGGCUCGAUCCCAGGACCCUGGGAUCAUGACCUGAGCUGAAGGCAGACGCUUAACGACUGAGCCACCCAGCUCUAAUGGGCUUGGCAUCCGGUGGCAAGAGGCACUCGAUGUAAUGUGGAAGGGCAAUUUGGUGACAGAGAGACCGAAUCACAGGGACUUGCUCAGUUUAAAACGGGAGAAAAUUGGACUCCCAUGAGCAGAUCUCUCUAAAUAAAGCACUGUGGAGUGAAGACCUGGUAACCUACGCUUCCCCCCUACGCUUUGUUGUGAAAGAAGGCUAUCGCCCCACCUGUCGACUUGAGAAGUCGUUUUUAAUCACGACUCUGAAUCACAGGCUUCCCUUUGGCAUGAGAAAGAAGUAACAGCGUCUCGCCGUGAGUUUUCGCUGUUGGACUAGCUAGGGCACAGUCGGCCACUUCACCUGUUGUCAGCUGCUGUGACUUCCCCACGGCUGUGGGUCAUGGUCGUGACUGCUACAAAGGCAGUGGGACCUUUCCAAAUAGAAAGUUCUCAAAUUGGAUACAACAUAAAACAGGAGCCCCCCUUCUCCUACAGAUGCAGAGAAAUGGUGAAGGCGACCAUUUGGAGACAGAGCACACACACCUUACUCUUCCCGGCAGGGAUACAGUUCAGAAAACUUAACCCUAUUUUUAUCUGUACUUAUUGGGAUUAUUUUUACUUGGCAUCUGUAGCAAAAAUAGAAAAUCAGUAAUCCCAGGGAUCUGUGUUGAGCCAUCAUACACGGUAAAGAUUGCAGAGAAUUCGUGUUUAUAAAACUUUCACUCCAGAAUUCAUUUGCUAGAGAAGCCCUUUUCCCACCCCAGGCCGAGGCGAGUACUUUCCUGGGGGCCCUUGAGAUGCCCCGCGGGCUGGCCGCCAAGCGCAGCCGCAGUAGGGGCUGCGGGGCCUCCGACACCACGGCCUCGCGCAGCCGCAGUAGUGGCCUGAGGGGCCUCCCAACAGCCACGGGCUUGCGCAGCCGCAGUAGCAGGCGGAGGGGCGUCUAACGGUUACCCCCCGCCUUCCUUCACGCCUCGGAGCUUGUCUGUCGCUUCCUUCGGUUCUCUUCCUCCGUGUCUGGAGUAAGUGGCCAUGAGAUGGGCAGUGGGAGUCCUGCGGGCCGGCCGGAGAGUGGGCGCUGGGAGAGUGAAUCCGCCGUGUCCCCGCCGGCCGGCGGGCCUCCCGCUCACGGGCGCCUGGGCCGUCACCCCCGUGUCCAAGAUGGCAACCGUCAAGUGUGAGCUUAUCGAGAAUUUUACUUCCGAGGAGGCCGUUCAUCACAGCAAGGUCUCCAUUAUAGGAACCGGGUCGGUUGGCAUGGCCUGUGCUGUCAGCAUCCUGUUAAGGGGCUUGACCGAUGAACUCGCCCUUGUGGAUGUCGAUGAAGACAAACUGAAGGGUGAGACCAUGGAUCUUCAGCAUGGCAGCCCUUUCGUGAAAAUGCCGACUAUUGUGUCCAGCAAAGAUUACCUGGUCACUGCGAACUCCAGCCUCGUGGUCAUCACAGCAGGGGCACGCCAGGAAAAAGGGGAGACACGCCUUAAUUUAGUCCAGCGAAACGUGGACCUCUUUAAAUUAAUGAUUUCCAGCAUCACCCAGUAUAGCCCUCGCUGCAAAAUGAUUGUUGUUUCCAAUCCAGUGGAUAUAUUAACUUACGUGACCUGGAAGUUGAGUGAAUUUCCCCGAAACCGUGUUAUUGGAAGCGGUUGUAAUCUGGACACUGCCCGUUUCCGUUUCUUGAUUGGGCAGAAGCUUGGUAUCCACUCGGAGAGCUGUCAUGGGUGGAUCCUUGGAGAGCAUGGAGACUCGAGUGUUCCUGUGUGGAGUGGAGUGAACGUCGCCGGUGUCCCUCUGAAGAAUCUGAACUCAGAUGUAGGCACUGAUCAAGAUCCUGAGCAGUGGAAAAAUGUCCACAAAGAUGUGAUUGCUAGUGCCUAUGAGAUUAUUAAAACGAAAGGUUAUACUUCUUGGGCCAUUGGCCUCUCUGUAGCUGAUCUAACAGAAAGUAUUUUGAAGAAUCUUAGAAGAGUGCAUCCAGUUUCCACCAUAAUUAAGGGUCUCUAUGGAAUAAACGAAGAAGUAUUCCUCAGUGUUCCAUGUAUCUUGGGAGAGAGUGGUAUUGCAGACCUUAUAAAGAUAAAGCUGACCCCCGAAGAACAGGCUUGUCUGAAGAAGAGUGCAGAAACACUCUGGGAGAUCCAGAAGGAGCUCAAGCUUUAAAGCGCUUGGAACUCCCUUUCUGAAGUUACUGAAGGGAUAGUAGUUAACAGGGUUUUGUAUGUCUAAUUUUUUUUAUAAGCUUGAAUUUCUAGAAGUUGGAAACAGGAAAGGAAGUAGAGUGAGUUACCUGUUUAUUUAGCCCCCCAGCUUUUUUAUUUAGUAUCCAGAUGUCAGGAUGAUUUUUUCCCCCCACAAUUAUUAAGUGAUUGCAUCAAAGGAGGUGUUUUUGUACCACUAAUGUACCAGUACUUGCUGUGUUGUGUGGUUGCAGUUGCUCUUUGGUCCAAAAAGGAUUAGGAUGUAGGUGUUUGUGUUACAGAAAUGAUAAUUUUCAUUAAGUACAUGUUCUUUCAUUCUGGAUGGCUUAUACUUACUGUGUUCAUUUAUAUACUGUUUUUAAGAUGUUGUAAUUUCCUCUACAAUGUAAAA
Molecule: messenger RNA, 2868 nt
Organism: Mirounga angustirostris (Northern elephant seal)
Lineage: Eukaryota; Metazoa; Chordata; Mammalia; Carnivora; Phocidae
Product: L-lactate dehydrogenase A-like 6A
Exons: 5
Coding region: 1312-2439 (375 amino acids)
Biological process (GO): lactate metabolic process; pyruvate metabolic process
Cellular component (GO): cytoplasm
Molecular function (GO): L-lactate dehydrogenase (NAD+) activity
Source: RefSeq, a predicted model, not a curated record